AUGACUGCAAAAGCUCCUCCGAAUCUCCGUCCGGUGCAGCCGAGGAGCACCGGCGGGUCCCGGCCGCCGCCCAGACCUGCGCGUCCGCAGGCGCCACAGGACAUUCGAAAGACGAAGGAGUAUAAGGUUGCUGCGCGACGAUGGCUGUCCACUAUCGUGGCGCUGCCAAUUGUGAUGUACACUUCGUGGAUUCUAUAUGAGCGUGUUUACGGGAACAAGAGCCCGAAGAGGUUGAUGAAGCAACAGCAGCAACUACAAGAUCAGUCUUCGUCUUCUUCUGCUGCUUCUUCUUCUUCCUCGCCCUCAUCAUAA
This is a messenger RNA of Penicillium canariense, 312 nucleotides long. RefSeq lists its product as uncharacterized. The transcript is spliced from 3 exons. Lineage: Eukaryota; Fungi; Ascomycota; Eurotiomycetes; Eurotiales; Aspergillaceae. Bases 1 to 312 code for a protein of 103 amino acids. The record is from RefSeq and is a predicted model, not a curated record.